Molecule: messenger RNA, 1513 nt
Organism: Mizuhopecten yessoensis (Yesso scallop)
Lineage: Eukaryota; Metazoa; Mollusca; Bivalvia; Pectinida; Pectinidae
Product: carboxypeptidase B-like
Exons: 12
Coding region: 14-1267 (417 amino acids)
Biological process (GO): proteolysis
Molecular function (GO): zinc ion binding; metallocarboxypeptidase activity
Source: RefSeq, a predicted model, not a curated record
AUCUACGCCGACAAUGAAGAUACUAGCAGGUACUGCGCUGCUCUGUGCCGUGGCUGUUCUCGCCCUGGCGGAGAAAGUACGGUUCGAUGGACACAAGGUGCUGAAGGUUGUUCCAAGGACAGCGAGAAAUGUCCACGACAUUGCCAAAAUGGAGAAUGAAUUCAAGCUUGACUUCUGGCACUUUCCCAAAUACACCAACGACAGUUUCCACGUGAAGGUUGGGCCUCAUACCCUCGAACCUUUCCUGUCCAAACUCCGACACAUGGAAGCGGACUUCAGCGUUUGGAUUGAUGACGUACAAAGUCUUGUAGACUUAGAGGACAGACAAAGAAGGAACCGGCGAGCUGUACAGAUUGCUGACCCCUUGAAUGAAUAUCUCAAAUUGGAUCAGAUCACUGAAUACGUAGAAAACAAGGCUUUAGGUCACACAAACAUGCACCUGUCUUACCUCCCAAACAAAACAUACGAAAAUAGGGACAUACAGGUGGUAAAGAUUGUCAGUCAGAAUGGAGAAGCUUCUAAAUCUAUAUUUAUUGACUGUGGUAUCCAUGCCAGGGAGUGGAUAUCACCGGCCUUCUGUUUGUUUGCUAUCGACAAGUUACUCUCGGGAGAAAGUUCAGACCUUCUCGACAAGUACAAUUGGCAUAUUGUUCCUGUACUGAACCCGGACGGCUACCAUCAUACCCACACUACAGAUCGAUUAUGGAGAAAGAACCGAGCACUUAACCGCAACACCAAUAACUGCCGUGGGGUAGAUCUGAAUCGUAACUUCGGCUACGGAUAUAAUCCAGCUAUAGGUGGCAGCACAAGUAUCUGCUCCGACAUUUACACCGGUACUAAGGCGUUUAGCGAGCAAGAGUCGGACGGUCUUCAGCGCUACAUUUUAGACAACCAGGACCAAAACUUUGUCUCUUAUUUGACCGUUCACUCCUAUGGGCAGAUGUGGCUUCAUCCCUGGGGGUACACUAGCGUGCUUCCCGACGACGUCGAGGACCUGACGAUUGCGGGAAACAUUGCCAAAACUGCACUGGGAAGUGUUAAUGGUACUGUUUACGAGGUGGGAUCUUCAACACAGGUUUUGUAUUCUGCAGCUGGAGGGUCAGAUGACUGGGCUAAAGGCGGGGCCAAUAUUAAGUUCUCAUACACAUUAGAACUGAGGGAUACGGGACGUUAUGGUUUCGUCCUUCCUGUGUCUUAUAUCGAGCGCACUGUCAUAGAGACAUGGGCAGGGGUCCGAGCUAUGGCCGAUCACAUUUUUGGAUUUUAAAGAUGCGGCUGCCGAGUUCUUGUCUGCGUUUCCUCUUAACUUUCGACUAGGCUGACAAGCAAUACACAUUGAAGUAUGUGUUGCGGACAUCCCGAAAUUUCGCGACUUGAAAUAUUGAGUUGAGAGUUAAGAAAACAAUGCUAGCUUAAUGUAUGCAUCGGUCACGUGGAGUGUUAAAGGAAACUAAGACAUGUGGAACAGGAUAGGAGGAACUGAGUUAACUUUAUGUUGAAAUAAAAAAAUUAG